GACGCUACUUACACUCAACCUGGAACACCAUCAUCGCCUACGCCGUCGUGCAGUAGUAGACUGACAGUCCUCUGCAACAAUGGCACCUCCAGAACUCUACGCUCUCGGGCAGAAUCAGACCGCUAUCAGCUCUCAUUCAUUCAACGCUAACCGCACUGAGGUUGCUGUGAGCUUGAACUCGAAGGAUGCGACCAUCUGGGAGCGUCGUGGACAUGAGUGGAAGCAGACCGAGACAUUGUCCGAGCACGACAAGCUGAUCACCUCCAUCGACUGGGCUCCGAACUCCAACCGUAUCGUCACCUGUGCCCAGGACAGGAACGCAUAUGUGUGGCAGCAGAGCCCCGACGCGCAGACCGGUCGUAUGGUCUGGAAGCCGACACUGGUCCUUCUGCGCAUCAACAGGGCUGCGACCCACGUCCGCUGGAGCCCGAACGAGGACAAGUUCGCUGUUGCGAGCGGUGCUCGCGCAAUCGCGAUUUGCUCCUUCGACCCGGAGGGCGAUUGGUGGGUCUCGAGGCUUCUGAAGAAGCCGAUUAGGUCUACUGUGCUCUCUGUCGAUUGGCAUCCGAACAACGUCCUGCUUGCUGCCGGCAGCGCCGACAUGAAGGCCCGCGUGUUCUCCGCUUAUAUCAAGGACGUCGACAAGAGGCCUGCCCCCACUGUUUGGGGCGAGAAGCUCCCGUUCAACACCAUCUGCGGCGAGUAUACCAGUCACGCGGGCGGUUGGGUGCACGCGGUCGGGUUCUCUCCUUCCGGCGACGUGCUUGCCUUCGCUAGUCACGACAGCUCCAUCAGCAUCGUCUAUCCGGGCGUCAGCAGUGUCCCGACCUACACUAUCAAGCUCUCCAGUCUACCGCUCCUCACCCUGACGUGGACGACCGAGAAUUCCAUCAUCGCUGCCGGACACGACUGCCAGCCGCUCGUGUUCUCUGGGAGCGAAGGCGGAUGGGAGCUCGCCGGCACGCUCGACGACCCGAACGCGAACAAGACCGGCGGUGGCGCCGCCCGCGCAGGCCUCGGCAACGCGUCCCCCGUGGGCCGCCUGAACAGCGCCGCGUUCAACACGUUCCGUAAUGCGGACUCGCGCGGUAUCUCGAACGUGCCCGGCUCGCCAGGCCCCUCGACGGAGUCGGAGCUGUUCACGGUGCACCAGAACACGAUCACGAACCUGCGUGCGUACGAGGGUGGCCCGGGGAACGUCGCGCGGGUCAGCACGUCGGGUGUGGAUGGGAAGCUGGUCGUGUGGGACGUCGCGCAGGUGUCGCCGAUUGGCGUGACGGGCAUCGUGGGCCGUCUGGCGGGCUUGCAGGUGAGGUAGGAUAUCGGCACAAGGUGUACGAAUAAUGACAAUCGCGUUGAAUCGAUGAUCUGAGUCGUGCAGUGGACCUUGACUGUCCUCGGCUUGUCCAUGGUCGUAUCGGCCAACAAUGGCGAUUCCUCCUUGGCUGUUCAGCGUUCACUCAUCACAGUACAUAUCAGGUCGCCCUGAUACUCCGACUCGCAUGUCGCCAGCAGCCGGAAUCUUCUGCGGAAUCGAGCUCAAGUUUCAUCGGACAAUCAACACAUUGAGAGCGUGGACCGCUCCGGCAGUGGCAUUAUAUGACCGUUGACUAGCAGAAGAAAGCACUGGUUCUGCUGAAUGGCCUGUGUGGCGUGUGACAACCUUACAUGCGUGGUUUCGGCCCUCCUAGCAAAUACCCUCCCAGUAAAUACCAAGGUGUCGCGUUCAACUGUGUGCUAAAA
This is a messenger RNA of Fomitopsis serialis, 1743 nucleotides long. RefSeq names its product actin-like protein ARPC3. Gene Ontology annotation, cellular component: Arp2/3 protein complex; actin cytoskeleton. Bases 80 to 1318 code for a protein of 412 amino acids. The record is from RefSeq and is a predicted model, not a curated record. The transcript is spliced from 6 exons. Gene Ontology annotation, biological process: Arp2/3 complex-mediated actin nucleation. NCBI's taxonomy places the organism in Eukaryota, Fungi, Basidiomycota, Agaricomycetes, Polyporales, Fomitopsidaceae. Gene Ontology annotation, molecular function: actin filament binding.